Drosophila mojavensis is the source of this 622-nucleotide messenger RNA. RefSeq lists its product as uncharacterized. Gene Ontology annotation, cellular component: transcription factor TFIIIC complex. The coding region runs from base 39 to 476 and encodes 145 amino acids. Lineage: Eukaryota; Metazoa; Arthropoda; Insecta; Diptera; Drosophilidae. The transcript is spliced from 2 exons. The record is from RefSeq and is a predicted model, not a curated record. Gene Ontology annotation, biological process: transcription by RNA polymerase III.
GCAGUAGCUAAACAAACCCGCAUUCAGUUUCUAAUAUCAUGACCGAUUCUGACUCUGAGUACGAAGAAACUGAAUAUUUGGUGUAUGCUGACUUUAAAAAUCAUCUUGCACCGCAUCAGCUAAAGCACGAGGAUGCUGCUAUUCGCAUAAUUGCCAUUGAAAGCGAUACGCCCAUGGCUGAAAUCAAUGGCAAUAUAUACAAAGGUUCCUAUGACAUGAGUAUGGGCACUAAUGUGUUUUUCGAAAAAGACACCAAGAGCGCAGUUGGCGAUCCACUUUAUGAGCCAGUUUGCCGACAGCAAUAUAAGUAUUUCAAUAAAUCCGACAAGGUAAUCAAUUUUGAUCGGGUUUACAUUGAGAAUCUCCCACAAGAUAUUAAGGCGGACGAGGAACAGCAACAGGAACCAAAGCCACAUACUUUAAAGCUAAAUAUUACAUAUAAAGAAGCGAUUGACAAAUUUCUUGAGGAAAAAUAAGAAAUGUAUGUUUACGUUAGAGAUGGGAGCGUGUUCUAAGAAGUCUUAGCAAAUGUAUUUUAUGAUAUAUGUAUUCAUAUAAUUCUUGAAUUAUACAACUCCAUAAUUGUUAAAUUGCAUGUUAUUAAAUGCUUAUAAUUAUACAA